Cryptomeria japonica (Japanese cedar) is the source of this 1332-nucleotide messenger RNA. Its product is annotated as shikimate O-hydroxycinnamoyltransferase-like. Gene Ontology annotation, molecular function: acyltransferase activity, transferring groups other than amino-acyl groups. The record is from RefSeq and is a predicted model, not a curated record. NCBI's taxonomy places the organism in Eukaryota, Viridiplantae, Streptophyta, Pinopsida, Cupressales, Cupressaceae. The transcript is spliced from 2 exons. Bases 4 to 1332 code for a protein of 442 amino acids.
AGAAUGAAGGUGUUGAGAGGUGAAGGUGUACUGAUCAAACCCUGUGCGGGUAAAGAUCAACGUAAGCUUGUUGAACUGAGCAAUUUCGAUUUGAUUGCACACCCAAUGUUCAACAAGGUGGUCUAUGUUUUUGAAGCUCCCACCCCAACCUCAGAGGUUUUGAAGGAAGGACUGGCCAAAGUUCUGGCAGAGUUCAGAGAAUGGGCAGGGAGAUACACGAAAGAAACAACCAAUGGCUGCCUUGGUAUCAAUCUGAAUGAUGAGGGUGUGCUUGUGAUAGAAGGCGAAGCAGAUGGGACAAUAGCAGAUGCGAUGCCCUUUCAUCCCUCUGAAUUCCUCCUUGAGUUAAUACCACCCACACCCACCAUGGUCGUUGAGCUCUUACUCUUGCAGGUAUCAUACCUCACUAUACCCAUGCAAGGAAAUGAAUUUGCGUAUGCAGUUAUUAUACUAGAAGCAAUGCAAUUUACUCGAUUUGCUUGUGGAGGAUUGGUGAUAGGCCUAGCUAGUCAUCAUUAUGUUGCAGAUGGACAAGCAGCUACUUUUUUCAUGAAUUCAUGGGGAAAAGUUGUUAGAGGAGAGAGUAUUCUACCUCCGGUAAAUGACCGGUCUCUAUUGAAAGCAAGAGAUCCUCCCCAACCAUGUUUUGAUCAUUUUGAGUAUAAUACUAUGACCCAUGAACAAUUUCCAAUAAUGUCAAGUCUAAUCACAAAAAAGUUUCAUUUUGAUGCAAUAUUCUUAGAAAAACUCAAGUCAAAGGUAAAUGGAUCUAACAAAUUAAAGAAACCCUAUACUACUUUUGAGAUCCUUGUUGCCCAUAUGUGGAAAUGCAUUACAAAAGCUCGAGGGCUUGAUGAGGAUGUAAAAACAAAAGUUAGCAUUCCAGUGGAUGGAAGAAAAAGGUUGAAUCCUCCCUUGCCUCAAGGAUACUUGGGCAAUGUUGUCUAUGAAUCAGGUUCUCAAACUAUUGCAUCAGAAAUCAUAAAUGGGUCUUUAGAAUUUGUUGCAGAGAUAACCCACAAGGCAGUUACUAAGGUUGAUGAUAAUUUUUUACGUUCAACAAUUGAUUUUUUUGAGCUAAGGAAGGAAACCUUGGGGCCAACGAGCCUUAAUCAUGGAACUGAUGUGAUACCAUUGAGUUGGAUGAAAUUUCCAAUAAGUAAUUUUCAUUUUGGAAUGGGAGAACCAUUGUAUGUAGGCCCUUCAUUGAUGCCCAUUGAAGGUCUUAUAAUAUUUUUUGAUUCAUACAAUCAUUUUGGAGGUGUAGAAGUUGUGGUUUGCUUGCCAAAAGUACAUAUGGAUGUACUCGAACAUAAUGGGCUCAACAUUUGA